AUGGCAGACUUCCUGACAGCUGUCAAGACUGUCGGCAAGAAGUCCAACGACGAAGUAGAGCCUUCGCUCACGGCAGUCUCGACUCGACAGGUUCAAGACAAGGUCCGCAAAGCUUUUACUUCAACAGCGACGACACCAGAGGAGGCGCUGCAAGUCCUGCGAUCACAGCCAGAUACAGACAGCUUGAUUCGGAUCCUAAAACAGCUCCAAUCUGAGGACGCUUUCAAACCUGCUUUCUCGCUCCAUCCGCCUGGCCCGUUGCAAGCACAGAUCAUCAAUGCUAUCGUCAGCCAGAUCAUUCCCGCUUUCUGGCCAAGCCUCGAGAGGAACGAUCGAGAUCCGAUCAUAACAUGUCUGACCAACGUUGCUGGCAUUAGUGCCGUGGCAGCCAAGGUGAGGCUGCUCUCCGAUUCGAAACAGAAGUCUCCGGGACAAGCGCAAGAGCUGGCCGAUCUUGUGUCUGCCCUUCAUGAUGUCUUAUCAAGCGAUGACUUGGUUCUGCGCAUCUUGAGCGGGCUGGCGAUGUCUGUAAUCGAGAAAGUCAAAUUUCAGAUGGCAAAGAAAGAGCUUGUCAGUCUCAUCAGCUCUGGCAAGAUCAUUGCAGCAACGGCACAAGCUGAAGACUUGUUGAAGUCUACCGACAUCAAACUCGACGCAACGUGGAUGUCGAGAGGCACUGACCAUGCAGCAUGGAUCGGUCGAAAUGUGGCGAAUCUGUCAAUGAGCCUCCCUUCAGAUUCAGAGAUCGCUGCCCAGAUCCUCGCUCGUGGUCUUGGUCUCGGCUACUCGAUUUGCGUUGUCAAAGGCUUCAUUGGCGCACUUCUUGAGAAUCAAGAAUCGUACAGCGCAGAGAUCGACUCGGUACUAAAAGCGACCAUUGGAAGCCUUCCAGCUUUUGCGAGAAACCAACUCAUUGAGAGCACGCUUCUUUGGCUUUCAAGCCUGACCGAGAGUGAUGUCGGGACGAACCAGAUCUCCCAAGCGCGAGACCAUGUGGCACCCAUUGCCGCGCUUAUCGACCUGUUGUGCAAGUCGAAUGAAAGUGUGCGCAAGCAGGUGGUGGAAAUACUGGCGACUCCUUCACGAACGAGUAUUUUGUCAUUUGUGGUCCGACGAGCUUGUAUAGCCGUUGUUGCAGACGAUGACCUCCAGCCUCUGCUCGAACGCCUCAUGGCCACUUUUGGUGAUCACCUCUUCGUUGCGCACUCACCCAGCGUCCAACAAGAGAGCAUUGCUCAGACGCUUCUGCUGGUUGCAGGGUCCCUCCACCACAGUACCCCGACGGCCGUGAAGAUGACUGCGAGAUCUUCUAGCCACAUGCAAGGCAUCAGCAAUCGACUCGACAGCACCAACGCCAAAGCAAGAUGGCUUGGCAUGGUCGUCGGCACAGCCAUGUCGUCGCUUGUCGACAAGGAAGGCUCACGAAUGAAUUUUGGUACGGACGAGCUGAAGACCAACGAAGGGAGGUGGUAUCUUGAGCUUGUGAAGAUUAAUGAUUCCGUCGGACAAAUACCUGAUUUCGUCAAGUUCUUACAGUCCUCCGUUGGAGCAGUGCGACGGCAGAAGAGAACCGCUCGCAAGACUGAACAAAUGCCAAUAUUGAACGGCAAGCCGGUCUUUGGACCUGUCAAACCUCCGGCGCCUGUGCAAAAAGAGGUCAUUGGCGACAAAGUCACAGAAAUAUUCGACGAUGGUAGCGAUGAGGAAGACGCAGAUCUCAAGCCAUACGCGAAGCCGGACAGCGAUCCAGAAGACAGUGAAGAAGACGCAACUCUGGUUACUCGGAACAAACCCAGGGCGCCUGUGUACGUCCGAGACCUGAUGCGUAUGCUUCAAGAUGACAAGAGCCCCGAGCGCUUCCAGAUGGGUGUCAUUCAUGCUCCACUUCUUAUCAGAAGGAAAACGAGCUUCGGGCGUGAGGUGACAGACCAUGCCGAAGAGAUUGCCACCAUUCUGUGCAAUUUACAGGAUCCCUUUGAAACGGAGAAUUUUGACGAGCUGAAGUUGCAGGCGCUCAUCGCUACCAUCCUCAGUGACGUUCACAUCACGGCUCCGUGGAUGAGUAGACAAGCCUUUGCAGGCGACUACUCGCUCUCGCAACGCUGCAUGAUACUGAGUGCGCUAGGACUUGCAGGACGAGAACUGGCGGGUUGCAAGAACGAAGACUCACUCAACCCAGAUCCAUCAUCCGGAAAACCUACAUUCCCAACCAAGCGGCUAUCAUCACAUCUCCAUGCGAUCUACAACCCGUCGGACAAGUCCAUCAAACAUCUCCACGACAUCAGCCAAAAGGUCGAGCACAGACUCAUUCAGCCACUCGCACUCUCGGCCGCCGAUAAAUCGACCUCCCAUCUGGACGCUGUCAAAGUUCGGACCUUUUCUUCUCGUAUGGCCGUCGAACAGCAGCGCACGAAACGCAAGCUGCCCCCCAAUGAGCUGGCCAAAAUCUUUGGAUCGCAUUUCUUCAAUCCUCUGGUGUCCCGGUACCACCAAGAGAUUGCUGCUUAUGGUUCCGCCAGCGUCUUCAGCUCCGCUCCGUUUGUGGUUGUGACGUUGCUCAAGACCCUGGCGCUGCUCUUCCAUGCUUCGGGCCCGGCGAUGGCUGAGUUGGCCGAAGUCACAACUGUGUUUUGGGAAUUGCUGUUGAGUCUCAGGGCGAAGGCGAGCGGAGAUAUCAGUAUACUACAAGCUGUGCUGUUCUCGUUUCUCACGGUGCUGGAGAUCGCUGGUGAGGGUCUUGGUCGGGAGACGCUGGCGAGAGACUAUACUAAGUUGGUCGUCGAGACUCAGAAUUGGGUUGAAAUUGUCUUCGAGAAGACGGGUGGUGGGCAACUAGUCAGCGAGGGCAGUGGUGAUGAGGUCAGGGUGCGGACACUGGCCGCGGGUAUCCUCGUGAGGUUGAAAGAGGUUGGCGAUGCAUGGAACAAGGUUCUCACUGGUGGUAUGAUGGUUUGA
Molecule: messenger RNA, 2955 nt
Organism: Zymoseptoria tritici IPO323
Lineage: Eukaryota; Fungi; Ascomycota; Dothideomycetes; Mycosphaerellales; Mycosphaerellaceae
Exons: 2
Coding region: 1-2955 (984 amino acids)
Biological process (GO): telomere maintenance via telomerase; protein stabilization
Cellular component (GO): cytosol
Molecular function (GO): Hsp90 protein binding; telomeric repeat DNA binding
Source: RefSeq, a predicted model, not a curated record